Molecule: messenger RNA, 3733 nt
Organism: Exserohilum turcica Et28A
Lineage: Eukaryota; Fungi; Ascomycota; Dothideomycetes; Pleosporales; Pleosporaceae
Exons: 3
Coding region: 196-3729 (1177 amino acids)
Biological process (GO): transmembrane transport
Cellular component (GO): membrane
Molecular function (GO): ATP hydrolysis activity; ABC-type transporter activity; ATP binding
Source: RefSeq, a predicted model, not a curated record
GCAACGUGCGACAACCGGGCCGGCAAUCACACGGGAUCUGAGCGAUCUAUCACUCCCAAGAUUCUCUUACUGGUCUAUAUUGCUAUUGGUAGCUUUGUCUGCAUCUACACGCAUCUGGUAUGCUGGAACUUGGCAUCCCAAAGACUAGCUCAGCGUGUGCGGGAUCGCUACCUUCGAAAUCUCCUGCGACAGGAUAUGGCCUUCUUUGACAAUCUUCAAGCCGGUGAAGUGUCCUCCCGUCUCAAUGGUGAUAUCCAGGCAAUUGAGAGUGGCACUGGUGAAAAGGUCGGCGUUGCUCUGACAUGUGUAUCCUUUUGUAUCACUGCAUACAUUGUUGGUUUCAUCAAGAAUGCAGCGAUAGCCGGUAUGCUCGUUUCUCUGAUCCCUGCAUUCCUGCUCAUGGCGACGAUCGGUGGAUACUUUGUGGGAAAGUACAGCGCCAAGAUGGGCGAAUCCUUUGCAUCUGCCAGUGCCAUCGCCUCUGAAGCCCUCAAUCACGUGGGUCUCGUUCAUGCCCUGGGGGCCAGCACCAGACUUGAAGAAAGGUUCAAAGGGCAUCUUGAGAAUGCCCGCGAACAAGGCAUCAAGAAAUCCACGGUUGCUGCAAUUCAGGCUGGACUCCUAUAUUUCAUCGCCUUCUCAUCCAGCGCGCUUGGAUACUGGCAGGGUAGUCGCAGAGUCGCAGAUUCUCUCGAGGGCAAAGGUAAUGCGACCAUUGGAGAGAUUUAUACGGUCACAUUUAUUCUUCUGGACGGCGCUAUCGUUCUGAGCCAGAUCGCACCCAUGCUGCCACUUUUUGGAGGAGCAAUUGCUGCAUUCGGACGCUUGCGAAAAGAUAUUGAAACUCAGCCUACCAUUGAUAAUACUUCGACUGCUGCUGAGAAGCUCACUAAUGUCAACGGAGCCAUCGAGUUCCGCAACGUAGCCUUCACGUACUCAUCCAGACCUGAUCACCCUGUGCUAAACGGCAUUUCAUUGGAGUGCGAAGCUGGUAAAUUGACCGCAAUCGUCGGUCUUUCCGGAAGCGGAAAGUCGACGGUGGCGAGCUUGAUCAGCCGGUUCUACGAUCCUGACUCUGGGGAAGUGCUCCUUGAUGGCCGCAAUAUCAAAGACAUCAACAUUCGAAACCUUCGAGGCUUCAUUAGUCUCGUGCAACAAGAACCAUCCCUCUUAGACCGUUCUAUUCUCGAGAACAUUGCUCUCGGUUUAGUCAAUUCUCCGCCUCAUGCUCAUCUGGAGGAGACUCUACUGAGUGGAAUCCUCGCCAAUGUCGCCGAGGAUGUACGAAAUGGAAGUCAACUCAGUGAAGCUGCAGAAAAAGCUGGUACAAAGAUUGUGGAGAUUGUCAAACUGGUGCAGCACGCUGCAGAUCUUGCUGAUGUCGCCAUCUUUAUCGAUCGCCUGGAGUUUGGGUUCGCAACCCCUGUGGGUUCCAGCGGAAGUCUUAUUAGUGGGGGACAAAAGCAACGUAUCGCCCUUGCUCGAGCUCUUGUCCGUGACCCUAGGAUCCUUAUUCUAGACGAGGCUACCGCAGCCCUGGACUCUGCGAGUGAACAACGUAUCCAGACUGCCAUUGAACGCGCUUCUCAGGGUCGGACUGUCAUCUCAAUCGCCCAUCGACUAUCCACCAUCAGAGCUGCCUCUAAAAUCAUUGUCAUGAAAAAGGGCGACAUCUUGGAACAAGGCACUCACGACCAACUCAUGGAACUGAAUGGAUCAUAUGCGGACAUGGUUCACCUCCAGACAGUCAAGACAGAAGACGGCCCGUCCAGCUCCCGGGCCAGUUUGGAAUCGCACGAUGUUGAUAGCCUCUCGGAUGAGAAGCAAAUGAUGAAGGCACAAGAAGCCAGUACCGUGCCUGGAAACGACGUGUCCACACCCGAGCCUGCUGAGCCGACCAAAGGUGCUGUGAUUGCUGGCUCCAUCACCAAAACAAUGCUUCCUUUAACUCGCCCAUAUUUGCUCAUCAUAUUGUUGGCAUUCUUUGCGGCCUUAAUUGUUGGCGGGCAAUAUUGUGGCUCUGGUCUUCUAUUUGGUAAUGUCAUGGGCCUCAUGUCUCCUUGCAACAAGCCAGAUUACAUCCGGUCACGAGGCGAACUGCUUUCCGGGCUUUGGUUUAUGCUAGCCUGCAUCGCAUUCCUAGCAAACUUUACAAGUUGGGCAUCGUUUGGACUUCUUUCGGAACGACUUAUCUUCAAAGUUCGCAACUUGUCGCUACAGGCACUACUUCGCCAGCCUCUGCAGUGGCAUGAAUCUGAGGCGAGGAGCCCAUCCAUGCUACUCGAGUUCAUUACCAAGGAUGGUAAUUCACUAGCAGGCUUCAGCGGUUCCAUUGUAGGGACUUUGUUUUCUGUUAUUGUAAAUUUUGUGGCCGCCAUCGUUCUCUCUCACAUCGUCGCAUGGCGGAUUGCGAUCGUAUGUCUUGUCAUAGUGCCAAUACUCCUGGGUGCUGGCUACAUGCAGCUUCGCGCAAUUGGGCGUUUUGCCGUCAAGCAUGCUGGGGCUUUUUCGUCUUCUAUCGGAGUUACAAUCGAAGCCGUCUCGAACAUCAAAACGGUGCACGCUCUCUCCGUCGAGGAUGAGAUCAUAGAGACGUACCGAAGAUCACUCAAAGCCCCGAGGAAGGAAAUGAUACAACAGAGCUUCAAGACUAACGUCUGGUUGGCUGUCGCCAACUCUUGCGGCAGCUUCAUCUACGCCUUUGCUUACUGGUGGGGCUCGAAGAACAUUGUGGAAGGGAGGUACACUCAGACGCAGUUCUUUAUUAUCCUCAUUUCAAUGCUGGUUUCUGCGCAGCUCUGGGGUCAAUUGUUCACGCUCGCCCCUGAAAUAUCCAAGGCCAAAGGCGCUAUAGCGCGCAUAUGCGGGCUCAUUGAGCUGGGAAAGGAUGCAGAUCCUACAUCUGACCCCAACUUGGAGGUGAAAGGGGGUGACAUCGAGGCGAUAGCCGAGUCCACUUCAUCAACAUCAACCCAAGGGGGUGCGAGAGUUGUGUUCCGAGACGUUGGCUUCUCCUACCCAGCCCGUCCCGGCGUUCCUGUCUUAACAUCAUUGUCACUCUCUAUACAACCUGGUCAAUUCUGCGCCCUGGUAGGCCCCUCUGGCGCUGGGAAGAGCACAGUGCUGGCUUUGUUGGAACGACUCUAUUUGCCAUCUACAGGCAGCAUUUUCAUCAAUGGAGUAGACAUCUCACGUCAGCAUGGCGCAUCUUUCCGGGAUGAUAUUGCUUAUGUUCCACAAGAGAACAUACUGUUCCAAGGAAGCAUCAAGUUCAACAUUGCGUUAGGAGCAAAGCCGGGGUACACGCCAUCAGAUGAAGAGAUACAUGAAGCCUGCAAGUUGGCAAACAUUCACGGCACCAUCAUGGAGCUUCCUCAAGGAUACGAUACCGAGUGCGGCUCCAGUGGCAAUCAACUUUCUGGAGGGCAACGCCAACGCCUCUCCAUCGCCCGAGCUCUUGUACGCAAGCCGAAAUUACUUCUCUUGGACGAGAGUACGAGCGCGCUUGAUGCAGAAAGUGAAAAGGCACUGGAACUUGGCCUUGAACGCGCUGUCAAGGGUCAUGGAGUCACUGUUAUUGCCAUUGCACAUCGGCUGAGAACGAUUGCGAGAGCAGAUGUCAUAUUCCUUGUUGAAGCAGGUAAAGUAGUAGACCAAGGAAGACACGAUGAGCUUGUUCAGCGGAGCGAGAGUUAUCGUGUCAAUGCUCUUCAUCAAAUGUUGGGAUGAGCGC